Aspergillus glaucus CBS 516.65 is the source of this 469-nucleotide messenger RNA. RefSeq lists its product as uncharacterized. The coding region runs from base 134 to 403 and encodes 89 amino acids. NCBI's taxonomy places the organism in Eukaryota, Fungi, Ascomycota, Eurotiomycetes, Eurotiales, Aspergillaceae. The transcript has 3 exons. The record is from RefSeq and is a predicted model, not a curated record.
UCAUUUCUUGAAGAGAGUUAAGGAAAAGUCCUCUCUUCUAUCUUUCGGUUCGUUCUUCUUCUGCUUCCUCUCCACAUAACAGAGUAUGUUCUAUUCAGCAAUGUGAGUGACUGUGUCCGCUUCUAUCGAAUGGAUGCUCACGGUGAUUCGAUGGGGGACCUGGUGCCCCUUGGCGAUGACCGUAUUCUGGACAUUUGGAAUGAUAGUCAGGCGAUCCACGACGUUUUGUCCGGGAUUGCUGACGAUGCGAAAAAUGCCGCCUGGUCGUUGUCUGGUAAGUUGUCCCGGUUCUGAAUUGUGGUUUGAAGCAGUGAAGAUACUGGCAGUUGAAGGACGUCGGUGGCCAAGCACCUGGGUAUCGGCUGAGGACUUCAAAAUGGAAGUGCCGCAUUGUCUAUUCUAGUUAUUCUCAUCUGCACGAUGUUGUCUCUGUACUCGCUCAUAUAAACCUUGAAUACCUACAAUUCCU